AUGCAAGCAAAUGGGCCCACCAAUGCUGGAUACUACGUAAAAUUACCGCAGUCCGAGCAACAAGUUCGUUAUGUAGCCGACCACAGCGGGUACCACGGUUCUCUCGCGGUUCCAACAAAUCGUCAUCGCUCCGCUCCGUCAAACUAUGCUUUGGGACAGCAAGCAUUUGAACUGGAUAACGAGACUCAUCAAAGUAAUGUUAACAAAAUCCCGUAUGAGAGCCAAGAAACGAGUGCUACAUCGGAUGUUAGAGCUAUUCAGAACCCACUUGAAUUUUACAUCCUCCAAACACAGUAUCCCAUGGCUCAACACCAAACUUCGAUCUUCCAAUUAGUACCCGACGAAUUACAAAACAUUGUUCAAUAUAGCCCAAUGCCGAACAUUUACUUCGGUGAACCGAAAGGAGAAUAUUAUAAUUAUCAGGUACAUCACGUUAAUACAAUACCAAGCGCAGAACAAAACAAUAAUUUUGUGAAUAAAAAUAAUCUAGCAGACAGUGGUGAAACCUUACACGAUAAAACAACAGAAACACGUCCAAUAGAAGUUAUACAAGUAUUUAAAAAUCAUAGCUGUUCCAAGAAGGAAGAAGAACAAGUAGAGAUAGACAAUAAUAAAGACUCUCUUGAUAUCAGUGAUUUUCCAAAUAUUGAACCCACAGUUAAUGGUAAUUUUGGUGCUAAAGAACCUAAAUUAUACAAAGGUACCGUAAAUUUUCGCGUUGAAUCACCCAGAUCAAACGCAAGGAAUGAAAGAUUAUUCUAUUCUAGUGUAUCGGGGUCCACGACCCCUCAAACAGUGAUGUUCAAUGAGGAAGAAGGUAUAUCUCGUCUCGUAGCUUCCACUCAAGAUCUAAUAUCCAAUGAGGACUUAUUGAAAAUUAAUCACGCUGAAGAAGUGCCCGUUUAUAACCAAAAUGAUGAUCUGAUCAAGCCUCGAGCGAAAUACAGCGUAAGAUCACAACAAUUUCACGAGUCUUCAAAAAUUGUACCACAAAGUCAUGUAUCAUUUUCCACUAAAUACGGAAACCUCGUGAACACUAAAACAAAACAUACCGAAAACCAUAGACAACAUAAGAAAAAACCAGAUGAAUAUUCUUUUAAGAGGCCAAUAAUUGUCGCAGAUUCGGAAAAAGAAAAUUACAAGCAAAAGGCGGUUAAUAAUUUAAUAUCCACGAUGGUUCCAUACAUUCAAGACGGUUAUGAGCUUGUUGGAUUGAAAAAUAGCUUAGAUGAAACUGAACAACAUUCAGAUGAAGACUUAGUUAACAUCACACCGCGGCCGGUUGGUCAAAAUUUCCUUACACCAAUAACAGUUGCUUUAAGGCUCCUUGAUGCUAAUGAUACGGAUUUUGAAGACCAUGAAAUAUCUGAAAGUGAAAAUAUACCUGAAAAGGCGAUGCCGGAUAACGAGAGAACUAUCAUAGAAAUUCAACAAUCGAUACCUAUAGAGAUAACUCAUAUAAAUGAUGUAGAAUAUCAUCGCGAGUAUAUGGAAGAUGGCAGAAGUAACAAUCGACCGUUUAACUAUGGGAAAGCUUUAUAUAAUCAAUAUGAUUCAAAAUUAUACGGCAGACAUACUCAUAACGACGAUGUUGAAUAUAAUCAAGGACAAAGGAAUGUAAAUUCUCGUGACAACGAACAAUCAGGUAAUACAUAUAACGAAGUACACGUUCACCCAAACGAAGACGAAAACAGUAAACAUGUACAUGAAACUCAGGACCACAAGCACAUUGUGCAGCCAAUAAUUAUAGAAAAAGAGGUCCCAGUUACUAAAUUCGUUGACAGAUUUAUCGAAAAGCAAGUACCGUAUCCUGAACCCGUAGAAAUAGUUAAGCAAGUACCGGUCGAUAGGCCUGUGCCUGUUCCUGUGAGAUACGAAACUAUUGUAGAGAAGCCAGUAGAAGUUACUAGAUACGUUGAUAAACCAUACCCAGUAGAAGUAAGAGUCCCCUACCCAGUCGAGCAUAAAAUUUACGUUGACAGACCAGUUCACGUGCCGUACGCUGUUGAAAAAAUUGUAGAAAAGAAUAUUUUACACCCUGUAGCUGUUCCAACCCCUGUAGCCGUUCCCGUUCCAGUGGAACAAAAAGUAUUAUACCCUGUUCCGGUGGAAAAACCCGUACCCGUACCUGUACCAGUAGAUCGGCCCGUUGAUAGGAUUGUACACAAAGAAGUUCCAGUUCCAUACCCAGUUGAAAAGAAGGUGCCGUAUCUUGUACCGCAUGAAGUCCGAGUACCCGUACCGUAUCCAGUAGAAAGGAGAAUACCAGUUCCUGUAGAGAAAAUUGUUGAAAAGCCAGUAACUAAAAUCGUGGAGAGGCACAUAAAGGUACCACAUCCGGUACCGUACGAGGUUCACGUCCCGAAACCUUACCCUGUCGACAGAAUAGUCGAGAAGAAAGUGCCUUAUCCAGUCCACAUAGACCGGAUAAUUGAAAAAAAGGUACCCGUGCAAGUGCCAUACCCUGUAAAAACUGUGGUCGAAAAGAUCGUCGAGAAGCCAGUAAUUGUGACGAAGUACGUCGAUAAGCCUUAUCCAGUGGAGAGAAUCGUGGAAAAGAAGGUACCGUACCCAGUAGAAGUGAAGUCACAUUAUUCUAACAAACCAGAUAUCCCAUAUCAAUUCGAGAAGAUAGACCCAGCUAUUUACUACGGAUAUGGAAACGGUGGCUACCAACAUGGUGGCAACUUUAUCAAUUACAUUCCAAGGGUGUCAACGCUGCAGCAGAACCAACAGCUUCAGAACUAUAUGCAGCAUCAAGCGGAAUCACAAAGAAUUUAUCAAAUACAAAAAGCCACCGACGAGUACUUGAAGGGUCUUUACAAGCAAAAUGUACCAGUACAUUCGUCGCUGUGGGGCACCCAAUAUGCAUCUUCAUAUUCUUAUCUGAACGCAACUGAUAAGAACUAUGUGCCAUCGAAUUAUAUUACGAACGACCAAAAAUAUUACGGGCCACCUCCAACGAAGGCAUACAAUUUUACAUGGGAGAAACACCAGGAUUACGAUAGACGUAGAACGGACAGGGUGCCCAAGAACUUGAGGAUAGAAUAUGGGGGAUUCAAACCCCCCUUAAUUCCUAGUACGGAGGUUGAUUUAGACGGAAAUCCAAUUAAAAAGCAGUAA
Molecule: messenger RNA, 3123 nt
Organism: Leptosia nina
Lineage: Eukaryota; Metazoa; Arthropoda; Insecta; Lepidoptera; Pieridae
Source: the annotation of a GenBank genome assembly